AUUUAAAGAAGGUGGGGGGCGAGCGAAGGGGUUGGAAGCUAGUAUUCCCUACCCCUGCUCUAUCCAGCUCUUUCCAGUGCAGCCACUGCUGCCGCCCAGGAGCCUGCCUCCCUUCUCCCCUUCCUCAUCCCCUCUCAUCUUUCCCGCUCCAACGCCAUGGAGCCGGACACGGCCACAGAGGCAGCCACCGUGGCAGCCUCGGAUGCCAGAGCCACAAUCGUGGUCAUAGAGGAUGAGCAGCCCGGGCCGUCCACCUUUAAGGAGGAGGGAGCCGCUGCCGCGGCCACCGAAGCCACCUUGGCCACUGAGAAGGGCGAGAAGAAGAAGGAGAAAAGCACUUCUCCAUUGCAAUUAAAACUUGCUGCUAACGCUUCCAAAUCUGAAAAGGAAAUGGACCCAGAGUAUGAAGAGAAAAUGGUAAAUAUACCCUUGAAAGCAGACCGAGCAAAGAGAUUUGAGUUUUUACUGAAGCAGACAGAACUUUUUGCACAUUUUAUUCAACCUUCAGCACAGAAGUCUCCAACAUCUCCUCUCACCAUGAAAGUGGGGCGUCCUCGAGUAAAGAAAGAAGACAAGCAGAGUGUGAUUUCUGUUGGAGACUAUCGCCACAGGCGCACAGAACAAGAAGAAGAUGAAGAGCUGCUGUCAGAGAGUAGGAAAACAUCUAAUGUGUGUGUUAGAUUUGAGGUUUCACCGUCCUAUGUGAAAGGAGGACCCCUGAGAGAUUAUCAGAUUCGAGGACUAAACUGGCUGAUCUCUUUGUAUGAAAAUGGAGUCAAUGGUAUUUUGGCUGAUGAAAUGGGUCUUGGGAAGACUUUACAAACCAUCGCUUUGCUUGGUUACCUGAAGCACUACAGAAACAUUCCUGGACCCCACAUGGUUUUAGUUCCAAAGUCUACAUUACACAACUGGAUGAAUGAAUUUAAACGAUGGGUUCCGUCUCUUCGUGUUAUUUGUUUUGUUGGAGACAAAGAUGUAAGAGCUGCUUUUAUUCGUGAUGAAAUGAUGCCAGGAGAGUGGGAUGUCUGUGUGACUUCUUAUGAGAUGGUAAUUAAAGAAAAAUCUGUCUUUAAAAAGUUUCAUUGGAGAUACUUAGUCAUUGAUGAAGCACACAGAAUAAAAAAUGAAAAAUCUAAGCUUUCAGAGAUUGUUCGUGAGUUCAAGUCCACUAAUCGCUUACUUCUAACUGGGACACCUUUGCAGAAUAACCUGCAUGAACUCUGGGCUUUACUUAACUUUUUAUUGCCGGAUGUCUUUAAUUCUGCAGAUGACUUUGAUUCUUGGUUUGACACUAAAAAUUGCCUUGGUGAUCAAAAACUUGUGGAAAGACUCCAUGCAGUUUUAAAACCAUUUUUGUUACGCCGCAUAAAAACUGAUGUAGAGAAGAGUCUGCCUCCUAAAAAGGAAAUAAAGAUUUAUUUGGGACUGAGUAAAAUGCAACGAGAAUGGUAUACAAAAAUUCUGAUGAAAGAUAUUGAUGUUUUAAACUCUGCUGGCAAGAUGGACAAGAUGCGACUCUUAAAUAUUCUGAUGCAGCUCCGAAAGUGUUGUAAUCAUCCUUAUCUAUUUGAUGGUGCAGAGCCUGGCCCACCUUAUACAACAGAUGAACACAUUGUCAGCAAUAGUGGUAAAAUGGUAGCUCUGGAUAAGCUAUUGGCGAGAAUUAAAGAACAGGGGUCAAGAGUUCUCAUUUUUAGCCAGAUGACUCGUCUGCUAGACAUUUUGGAGGAUUAUUGUAUGUGGCGUGGUUAUGAGUAUUGUCGACUGGAUGGACAAACCCCACAUGAAGAAAGAGAGGAUAAGUUCCUGGAAGUGGAAUUACUGGGUCAAAGGGGAGCGAUAGAGGCCUUCAAUGCUCCUAAUAGCAGCAAAUUCAUCUUUAUGCUGAGUACCAGGGCUGGAGGUCUUGGAAUUAACUUGGCAAGUGCUGAUGUGGUUAUCCUAUAUGAUUCAGACUGGAAUCCACAAGUUGAUCUACAAGCUAUGGAUCGGGCACAUCGCAUUGGUCAGAAGAAGCCAGUACGAGUCUUCCGUCUCAUUACUGACAACACAGUGGAAGAGAGGAUUGUAGAGAGAGCUGAGAUAAAACUGAGACUUGAUUCAAUUGUUAUACAGCAAGGAAGACUCAUUGACCAACAAUCUAACAAGCUGGCAAAAGAGGAAAUGCUGCAAAUGAUACGCCAUGGAGCCACCCAUGUUUUUGCCUGUAAAGAAAGUGAGCUAACAGAUGAAGAUAUUACAACUAUUCUGGAAAGAGGGGAAAAGAAGACUGCAGAGAUGAAUGAACGCAUGCAGAAAAUGGGAGAACCGUCUCUAAGAACUUUUAGAAUGGACCUUGAACAAAGUUUGUACAAGUUUGAAGGAGAAGAUUAUAGAGAAAAACAGAAGCUUGGUGUGGUGGAAUGGAUUGAACCUCCUAAACGAGAGCGCAAAGCCAACUAUGCAGUGGAUGCCUACUUUAGAGAGGCUUUGCGUGUCAGCGAGCCAAAGAUCCCAAAGGCUCCUCGGCCUCCAAAACAGCCAAAUGUUCAGGAUUUUCAGUUUUUUCCACCACGUUUAUUUGAGCUCCUGGAAAAAGAAAUUCUUUAUUAUCGGAAGACUAUAGGUUAUAAGGUCCCAAGGAAUCCUGAGAUCCCUAAUCCAGCUAUAGCUCAAAGAGAAGAGCAAAAAAAGAUCGAUGGAGCCGAACCUCUUACACCACAAGAGACUGAAGAAAAGGAUAAACUUCUUACCCAAGGUUUCACAAACUGGACUAAGCGAGAUUUUAACCAGUUUAUUAAAGCGAAUGAGAAAUAUGGGAGAGAUGACAUUGAUAAUAUAGCUCGAGAGGUAGAGGGCAAAUCCCCCGAGGAGGUCAUGGAGUAUUCAGCUGUGUUUUGGGAACGCUGCAAUGAAUUACAGGACAUCGAGAAAAUUAUGGCUCAAAUUGAACGUGGAGAAGCAAGAAUUCAGCGAAGGAUCAGUAUUAAGAAAGCACUGGAUGCCAAAAUUGCAAGAUACAAGGCUCCAUUUCAUCAGUUGCGUAUUCAGUAUGGAACCAGUAAAGGAAAGAACUAUACUGAGGAAGAAGACAGAUUCUUGAUCUGUAUGUUACACAAAAUGGGCUUUGACAGAGAAAAUGUGUAUGAAGAAUUAAGACAGUGUGUACGGAAUGCUCCCCAGUUUAGAUUUGACUGGUUUAUUAAGUCUAGAACUGCCAUGGAAUUCCAGAGACGCUGUAACACUUUGAUUUCAUUGAUUGAAAAAGAAAAUAUGGAAAUUGAGGAAAGAGAGAGAGCAGAAAAGAAGAAACGGGCAACUAAAACUCCAAUGGUAAAAUUUUCAGCAUUUUCCUAACUUUUAGAGAUAUUAAACGGGCACAGAAGAUUUAAAAAUCCCAGGAAAGAAAUAACAUUUCAAACAAGAGACCUAGCAUUACUGGAUCAUAUCCCUAGAGCUGGCUGCCAUGUUGCAGAAAGAAAAAAAGAUAGACAGUUAAUCACAUCAGCUGCUUGACGGCCAGAGGAAGAGGAACAGAAUGUCGUAUAUUUCUUUGGAAUUUUAUAAGAGCAUAAUGACUCCACACUCUACUCUCUAGCAACAGAAUUCUAACUGAUGACACUGACUUCUGACCCAACUUGAUCCUUUGUUUGGAAAUUGUGCAACAGGGAAAGGGGGUAAAGAAACAGGGUCUCUGAGGAGUCUCCUUCACUCAAUCUGUAUUCAAUCUGUAUUGAAGACAAGGGGUAAUUAGGUCUCCCAAUAACAGCAAGGAUUCUGUGGAAUCGCUUGUAAAGUAUCCAUCUUAAUCCUAUGUCUUAAUUUCCUUACACUCAAAGGAUGGUGCUAUGUCAUCACCCUCUUAUUGUCACUAUUUGUAUCUCCUUGGUGCACAAUCUGAUUAUACAAUUUUUCUAUGAAAAGUGUUCACAAAAUUUUAUCCUUUGAGACCCUCUGUGUAAGACAGUUUAUUGAGUGGUAUAUUUGUGGCUACAUUGCUUGCUAUGAUAUAUGUUUUGAUUUAAAAAGCCUCUAUUCAACUGGUGGAAUUACCCACUAUGACCAAAAUAAAAUGCCAUUUCCCCAA
Messenger RNA from Mesocricetus auratus (golden hamster), 4066 nucleotides. RefSeq names its product SWI/SNF related, matrix associated, actin dependent regulator of chromatin, subfamily a, member 1 (gene Smarca1). Gene Ontology annotation, biological process: nucleosome organization; regulation of transcription by RNA polymerase II. The record is from RefSeq and is a predicted model, not a curated record. Gene Ontology annotation, molecular function: histone binding; DNA binding; ATP-dependent chromatin remodeler activity. The transcript is spliced from 25 exons. Gene Ontology annotation, cellular component: chromatin; nucleus. The coding region runs from base 157 to 3336 and encodes 1059 amino acids. NCBI's taxonomy places the organism in Eukaryota, Metazoa, Chordata, Mammalia, Rodentia, Cricetidae.